Messenger RNA from Trichogramma pretiosum, 1501 nucleotides. Its product is annotated as zinc finger protein OZF-like. Bases 76 to 1281 code for a protein of 401 amino acids. The record is from RefSeq and is a predicted model, not a curated record. The transcript is spliced from 3 exons. NCBI's taxonomy places the organism in Eukaryota, Metazoa, Arthropoda, Insecta, Hymenoptera, Trichogrammatidae.
AAUAUGAUGUUUACAAGUACUCGAACUUUCGUACCGUGAUUGGUAAAUAUUAUUCCAAUUACGUCAGUUAGUUCGAUGUGUACCAUUACCUCGGAUAUGAGAAAGAUGGAAUCGGGUGAUAAAUUCAACUGUGCUGUCAGAAUUAAAAGCGAACCUUCUGAUGUGUCAUUUACUGAGGAAGAUGGACGAAAAAUUUUUGACGAGACACUUCAUACUGAAAAUCAGGCUCGAGUGCUUCAAAAAUUCGAUGAGAAUCAUGAUUAUGGAGGUGACGACAUGCAAAUCGAGUUCGAAUGCUCAGACAUGAAGCAGAGCAAGGAUUUAUUAGUAGUAGUGAAGAAAAUAGAAGAUUAUCCUCAGAAUUAUUUGCAGAAUGUGACAUAUAGCGAUGAUUAUCAAACUCAGAGCAAAAUAAAGUUAGAACCUGUAGAGACGAUAAAGGAAGAAAUUUAUAACGAUGAAGUAGCACAAUUGAAUUUAGACCGUGAAUUGAGCGAGAAAAACAAGAAAAGAGUCACGAAAAAGUUAGACUAUAAAUGUGAUACGUGUGGAAAAAUAUAUAAACAAAAAAGUUCUCUAAAAAAUCACGUUAAUUCAGUGCACAAUAAAAUUACUCAUGCAUGUGAUCAAUGUGAUAAGUCAUUUGCUCAUAAGGGGCAUCUCAAAAGGCAUAUCAAAUCGUCGCAUAUUGGUGUCACACAUGCAUGUAAUAAAUGUGAUAAGUCAUUUACUCAAAAGGCAUAUCUCAAAUUUCACAUCGAUGCAGUGCAUAAUGGUGUUACUCAUACAUGUGAUGAAUGUGGCAAGUCAUUUGUUAAUAAGCUGAAUCUCAAAAAGCAUAUCGAAUCGUCGCAUAUUGGUGUCACACAUGCAUGUAAUAAAUGUGAUAAGUCAUUUACUUCAAAGUCAUAUCUCAAAAUUCACAUCGGUGCAGUGCAUACUGGUGUCACUCAUACAUGUGAUGAAUGUGGCAAGUCAUUUGUUCACAAGACGAAUCUCAAAAGGCAUAUCCAAUCGUCGCAUAUUGGUGUUAAACACGCAUGUAAUAAAUGUGAUAAGUCAUUUACUCAAAAGGCAUAUCUCAAAUUUCACAUCGAUGCAGUGCAUAAUGGUAUCACAUAUACAUGCGAUAAAUGCAAAAAGAAGUAUAUAUCUCCACAUGAUCUCAAGGCACAUGUCAAGAAGUCGCAUAAUAUUAACAUCCUUUCGUGCGAGACUUGCGGAAAAGUAUUUGGACAAAAAAGAAGUCUCAAAGCUCACAUCGAUGUAGCGCAUCGUUAACGCAUUAUUAUCAAAUUAAUGCAAAAAAUUUCUGUUGAUUUGUGUCAUAAACUCUGAUCUAUGACGUAGUGUGUUUUGUAAAAGACUGCUGAAAAAAUCUUCAUGUAUUAUGUAUCUUAAGUUCUUCCUAUAUUAUGUGUUAUUUCGCUAAAGCUGUACUGAAAGAUAAAAACAAUGUCCACAAAUUAAACAAAAAAUAAAAGCAAAUCAAUUUUUUUUC